AUGACACUGUUGGACAACAGGACAGAAGUGACACACUUCCUCCUGAUUGGACUCACUGAUGAUCCAGGCCUACAGCUUCCCCUCUUCAUGAUAUUUCUCUUCAUUUACACUAUCACCCUGAUGGGAAAUCUGGGGAUGACCUUGCUGAUUGUCCUGGACUCUCGUCUCCACACACCCAUGUACUUUUUUCUAUGUAAUCUGUCCUUGGUUGAUUUUUGCUACUCUUCAGCAGUCACACCCACAGUCAUGACUGGGCUCUUAAUUGAAGACAAGGUCAUUUCCUACAGUGAUUGUGCUGCUCAGAUGUUCUUUUUUGCAGGCUUUGCUACUGUGGAAAAUUACCUGCUGGCCUCAAUGGCUUAUGAUCGCUAUGCAGCAGUUUGUAAGCCACUACAUUAUUCUUCUACCAUGACUACCAGUGUAUGUAUAAGUCUUUCAAUAGUUUCCUAUGCCUGUGGUUUCCUGAAUGCCUCCAUCCACAUUGGAGACACUUUCAAUCUUUCUUUCUGUGGGUCCAAUAUAGUCCAUCAUUUCUUCUGUGAUGUUCCAGCAGUCAUGGUUCUCUCUUGUUCUGAUAGACAUGUCAGUGAGCUGGUUCUUGUUUAUGUAGUGAGCUUCAAUAUCUUUGUUGCUAUCUCUGUUAUCUGGAUAUCCUACAUAUUCAUUUUUAUCACAAUCUUUAAAAUGAAAUCAAGUGCUGGAUAUCGAAAAGCUAUAUCCACUUGUGCCUCACAUUUCACUGCAGUAUCCAUUUUCUAUGGGACAAUCAUAUUCAUGUACAUGCAGCCCAGCUCCAGUCAUUCCAUGGACACAGACAAAAUUGCAUCUGUAUUCUACACCAUGAUCAUCCCUAUGCUGAACCCUCUGGUCUAUGGCCUGAGGAACAAGGAGGUUAAGAGUGCAUUCACAAAAAUGUUGCAGGUAGCAAAAUAG
Molecule: messenger RNA, 933 nt
Organism: Rattus norvegicus (Norway rat)
Lineage: Eukaryota; Metazoa; Chordata; Mammalia; Rodentia; Muridae
Gene: Or5b114
Product: olfactory receptor family 5 subfamily B member 114
Exons: 1
Coding region: 1-933 (310 amino acids)
Biological process (GO): G protein-coupled receptor signaling pathway; detection of chemical stimulus involved in sensory perception of smell; signal transduction
Cellular component (GO): membrane; plasma membrane
Molecular function (GO): olfactory receptor activity; G protein-coupled receptor activity
Source: RefSeq, a predicted model, not a curated record